This is a messenger RNA of Penicillium daleae, 2262 nucleotides long. RefSeq lists its product as uncharacterized. The annotation marks the transcript as partial. The record is from RefSeq and is a predicted model, not a curated record. The transcript has 21 exons. Lineage: Eukaryota; Fungi; Ascomycota; Eurotiomycetes; Eurotiales; Aspergillaceae.
AUUCUGCUAUCAAAGUCUAGUAAAUUAGCGAAUCCGAAGAACUACAAUAUAGAGGUUAAUCGCGACCCCGAGAAAGCGAUAUACCCGGCGAGUUCGCUCGGAAAGCCCUCCGGACGAUCUCCCUCCCUAAUAGCGGACCCUAUCGUCAACUCUAGCGCGGAGCAGUUAAACGACGAAUCCGGCCAAAAGAAGGGCAGUAAGAGCCUACCCCUAAAGACUAUUAUCGAUAACUCUUCUAGAUAUAUCAAACCCGGUAAGAUAUUACUUAUUCUUAGAAAUCUAGGAGCCGGAUAUAUAAUACUACUUAGCGUUCUAUUAAACUAUAGAAAUAGCUUCGUAGAAAUUACUAGUAACGUCUCGUUCGGUUCUAUAACUAGUCAAGAAGCUAAGCAAUAUCGUAUUAGUAAUACUAUCGACUUCGCUAUAUAUUUAAAGGUACCCUUCUACCUGCUACCGGAUAUCAAGAACGAGGAGGAUAUCACUUACAUAAAGGAUACUAAAGUCGGAGAUAAGUUUAUUCGUAGCGUUUCGGGUAGCAAGCGCAAGCAAGUAUCUAUUCUCGAAUACCUUACGACUAGAGGUAGCUUCGAUAAGAUUCUAAUUCUCGAUAAUAGCAAGCAGAUCUUUUACGGACCUCGAGAUAAAGCUAUACUAUAUAUAGAGGAUCUUAGCUUUAUAUACGACCCUAUAGCUAAUAAGUCAGACUUCCUCACGAGCGUAUCGGCGCCUACUAUACGCAUAAUUACUACAGACUUUAAGGACCGAUUUCCUCGAUUAAUAGAGGAGCUACUCGCUACUUAUAACAACUUACCUAUUAAGCUAAGGAUAAUAGCCAAGCUCGAUUACCCUAAUAGCCCCGAAGCUUACUACGGAGUCCGUAGUAUAUUUCUAUUAGGUAUAGACGGCUACUAUAUACUAAUUUCAGAUCCUCUAGAGCAACAAGCGUUAAUCGGUAGCUCACUAUUCUAUAAUACUCCGGAUAAUAUAGCAGGCUUAUUUAUUAAGGGAGGCUUACUCUUCUUCUCUCUACUAUAUCCUACCUUUAUUGCUCUCGCCGAGAUUACGGAUUCGUUCGUCGGCCGACCCGUCUUAGCUAAAUACCGAGACUUCGCUCUCUACUAUCUAUCUGCCUUUCUAUUCAAGUUCAUCAGUGCCGCUUUCCCGAAUUUCGACGUAGCAACUAAAGCUUCUAGAUUCACUAUCGUCGCUACCUUUAUAUAUACAAGAUAUAUAAUUCCCAAGCCCGAUAUAUACCCUUACCUACGCGUUCGAAGUAUUACUCGCGAACAAGUUCUACGACUAGGAGAUAGACAAGUAUAUACCGGCGUCCGUAGUACGCCUCCUAGAGCUAUCGAGAAGCCAUCCGAGAACUCCGGCUCCGAUUCCGAGAAGUCAGACGCAACUAUCGACAACCAGGUCAAGAAUCUAACUUAUACCGUCAAGACGCCGUAUAGCGAUCGUGUUCUUCUCGAUAAUAUUCAAGGAUUUAUCAAGCCCGGUCUUAUAAUUAGUAUUAAGCUUAUAGCUAAGCCUAGUAUUUUAAUCUUCCUCGACGAACCUACUUCUAGUCUCGAUAGCCAAGCUAUAAACAACACGAGUAGCAAGACUGUAUACUUUAGCGAUAUCGGCUAUUAUACAAGGACCGUCAAGAAAUACUUCGCUAAUUAUAGCACACCGUACCCCCGAAAGGCUAACCCUGCUAAGCAUAUAAUUAAAGUCAAGCAGGUAAAGCUUAUCACGCACCGUAUAAAUAUCUCCUUAUUCCGCAACACCGAGUAUAUCAACAACAAGCUUAUCUUUCGAUUAGUAACAGCGUUAGCAAUCUCUAGCAACGCCUCUUCACGGUCUUUAGUUUCCUAUUUAUUGCCCCUAGUCUUAUCUCCUAGCUUUAGCCUAUCUUUAUCGAUCGUCGUAAUAUAUAUAAGACGCGCGAGAAGAAGAGUACUAUUCGUUACUAGCUUGAUCGUUUCUAAGCUACCCUACCUAGUCGUCUAUAGUAGUACCUUCUUCGUCGUAAUGUUUUACAAGAUAUUAUAUACCGGUAUUAGACAAUCGAUCGCCGCGCUCUACUACCUCGAUCCCUUUAACUACCUCUUCGGCGCCUUCCUUAUCUUCACUACCUUCUCCGUCGAUAUUACUUACGAACGGGGCAAGCUUACGGUCUUUAAUCCUCCUAUAAACGAGAUAUAUAGACGUAGCACGAACCUUUUAAACCUAGACGCUACAGAGAACUACAAGGUAUACCGAUAUACUACUAGAUAA